This is a messenger RNA of Pseudo-nitzschia multistriata, 5793 nucleotides long. Lineage: Eukaryota; Bacillariophyta; Bacillariophyceae; Bacillariales; Bacillariaceae. The record is from the annotation of a GenBank genome assembly.
GAUUACUUAGUAGAAACCAAGAAUCACACAAGAGUGGCAAGAGUGAAAUAUCUAGGAUUUACUUUGAAGGUAUGUGCCAAUUCGAAUGUACUACUUUUUGUCUCCUCUUUGAAGUCAUGUUUUGGUGCUUCCGAGGUCUGAAGCAAAGACAGAAAAUAUGUUCAAAAUGUGACGAUUCGUUCAUAAUUACUGGUCUCAUCGUCGUCCGCAAUCCCGUCAGUUCUUUGCGAAGGAGAGUUUGAAUUGGGUUCUACAAGAUCUUCAGUGCCCUGAUCCCGAUCCCGAUGGCAAAGAAGUGGGUUUUUGUCACCUCGUAAUCUUGUGCCAUUGACAGUUACAGAUGGUAUUUCGCAUUUCAUCGGUGGCGAUGAAACUUCUUUAAAGGUAGUAGAAUUUGUGAAAAUAUUUCCUUGAGGCUUGGUUCCGAUUGCAACACUGGCGUCGGCAGUUGCACCGUCACGAGAGAGGAGUGACUGAACCAAACGAUACGAAGUAGAAUUACCUCGUUGACCAACCCUUCGUGUUUCGAGCAUACCAAGGGAUUGGAACAAUUUGCACGAGUUCACGAAACUCUUUGUCGCGAUAUUCCUGUUAACAGCGUCGGCAAGUCUUGAUUUAUCGAUAUAACGACCGAUACCAAGACCGAGGAGUACGUCGAAUACAUCGAAUGUAGUUUGUUGAAUCUUCAGUUCCUUUGAAUAUCUACGAAGUAAGGCUUCAAUAUUGUUAGGGUUCAGCAUGAGAGAUUUUGGACAAUCCGAAAUCUGUACCAUCACUUCCCUAUUGCUCCUGAAAACUUGAAUACUUCCUUCUUCCUUUGCGACCUUAAAGGCUGUGGCCCAUGUCUUGGUAGAUGUGCACUUGUAUCCAGUUAGUUCACAGAGGCGAUCCUUUGGGAUUUGCGAAAUUCCCACACUUCUAAACUCUACCAAGACGUUCUCGAUCUUCUUUUGAGUAGAGCGAACUGUUUUAGGUGUCGCCGCAUUGCAUUUUCAUGUCAUGUUUCGUUGGAGUCGAGAGUUGAAGAUUAUACAUUUGAUUUUUGCAACAAAGCAAAGAGAGGAAAUUAUGUUUUACACCAAUGCAACGUCGGCGAAUGAGAUUUUUGGGCUGAAUGCAUGGUCCUUUCAUUGCCGUGUAUUGCCACCCCCAUAUCUUAGUUGUAUGUGAUCCUACUUACCUUUCGCGUUACAACCACCUGUGUUUGGCAUGACUUGAUUGGAUUCGAAUGGCGUUUCUGGGGCGUCUAUUUCUUCUGGCUUUCUUGGAGGUACUUAAUUCAAAACAAUUUAUGAGUUCUCGGCGACUUGCCAUUUUUUUCCUCGUACGAUUGAGGAACGGAAAAACUUGCAUGGGCACUAAAACAUUUGAGCAAACGUUUAUCUUUGAUUUUGUGGCGGGGCCGUUUCGUAUUCUGAUGCCAUCGCUACCGUGUGGAUGCUGCCCCAUGGUUUCACGAUACAUGAAAUCUGGGACGUCCAGUGUGUUGGCUGCAUCGAAUAUUUACAACCACAAUCUAUGUAGAAAGACAAUACUGUGAACCGUACAACAUCAAACCAUCGAAAAUUUUAUGAGUCACCACGAUCUGCCAAAUGCCGCACCACGCGCACAGCGGUUUCACACCGGCAGGAAACCAUUCUGGACAUGAUUCGUUCAUAUCAUAGUGGAUUGCCCAACUGGGUAGACUCGGUUCGACAGUGAUUAUUCUUGUCGCCUUGAGCUUCGGCACUUCUCACUGAAAAGGAAAGAACAAAAAGAGCUUCCUCGAAGGACUUGCUACUGGUGCGUGGGUCAUGGCGUGGCUAGGGCUAAAUGGUACUCGUACUCGUACGUACAAGUACGAAUAUGAGUACUACCUGGUACCCGUAAAUGUGUCAUGCACUGUGAGUCGUCGAAUCCAUCGAUGAUUCAUUCGAUCAUAAAAAUAAAAAAUCCGAACUGUUUGAUUUUAGUCUAAUGGGUCGAUAAUUUUUUUUUCGAUAUUCUCAUUUUACUUAUUGUUCCAUCUGAAACAUUUUGAAAACAAGCACGUCAGAAGGGAACAACACAUCACAAUUACAUUUACAUUACCGUACGUACCCUACUAGGCUAGGAGGACCAAUAAAAUUCCUACGUUACCGUAAAAAGUUUGUCUGUACUGUAUCAUACGACAUUGGAACAGCAGGCUCUCCAUCAAUCAGAGUGAUCAGAAAAGAAAGAAAACGUUUUUCCAACGAUCACUUCGUUAGUAUUCCAUAUGCUUGUGAAUAUUCUUCCGUUAUUGAAUUGAACACCGCUUACUCUCGCACUCGCUGAUAGCUCUAGCUUUUCUUCAACCUUUCUCGGCGUCGCUACGAAAGAUACCCAUCAUUUUAAAUUUUGAAAUUGCCAGGGAGGAUUCAUAUGGCAACGAAUUAGUCGUACAGAUUUUAUUGAAAGAGUACGCAAGGGAUACUAUACACGAUGGUGAUCGAUAGAAGAGGCUUGGCCCUUUUCGUGACCACGGCGUUGGCAACGACUUGCAACGCCUUUUCCUUUGGGGUCGCGCCUGGUGCUACUCGGAGGCAGCAGAGCAGCCUCAAGGCAUUCGCUUCGGACAGAGGGGAAAAUGCUGCGCAAUUCGAUCAUUUUACUGUUUCCGACGACUCGUCGUCGCCGUCGGUUUCUACUGGUACUUUUGGACAGGAGUCAACGACAAUUCCUCUCUCGCCUCCGCCCAUGGCUCGUCCCGCAGAAAGUAGCAACCUUGCUAGAGCUCAGUCCGCUCCCCCUCCUGCCGAUAUGGAAGGAGAGCCAGAGCCCGCCCAACCCCAACUAUCGGUAUGGGAAAGGCAAAAGGCCGCCGAAGUUCAGGGGGGUUCGUUAAGGACAUGGUCGUUCGCAGACCAACACAAAAUCGACAUGAUCCAAGUUCAUAUGAAAACAGACGGUCGUCCAAUGAAUGCGAAUGGUACGUAUUUCGUUAACGACGCUACUUUUUGGAUUGAACACUUUCCCUACGCAAUGUGUAUUUUAUUUUUUGUAAGCAAAAAAAUCUUCUUUCGUCAACUCAUGCUGAUAUUGUGCGAAUGACGAUUCAUUCGUAUUCCGACUCGAAAAAUUCAUCACGAAAAUAAUUGGGGAAAACUUAGUGGAGUUGUGGCAGGGACCCGACAAUGUUCCACAAAAGGUGGCAAUCUACUGCGAAGAUGGAUCCACUCGUCCAUUUAGAUGUUUCCUGGCGACGCCAUACACCGGGAAUUCAAUUUCGAUUCGCAACACUGGUUCACUAGAGUAUCCGCUGCAAGCUAUCUUGGAAGGGGGGAAAGUGGGAAUGAACGAUCCAGAAACGAAGGAAAAAAUGGAGCGCGUGCAAACAGCGAAGCCUAAAAUAUGUCAAGGAGGUGCAGUGAUCACAGAACGAUUUGAACCUGGUGUACAAUCCGCACAAAUCUUUUUACAGAGCGAGGGACGCCCCUUGCAGUGCAGGAUUGAAUUGAUCCAGGGACCCAACAAUGUCAAACAAGUCAUGGAAGUAUACACGGAAGAAGGAACUACACGUCCAUUUUACGCGAUCAUUCAGACACCGGGGUAUGGGACGGGUGUGAUCCGAAUCGUUAACACCUCUACAUUGGAAUUCCCCUUUUCCGUCACUGUGCAACCCUGGGAUGUUGGAUUUGCCGACGAUGAUUACGACGCCAGACCCACUGGUGGCAGUCCAUUUUUCGAAAUUUCAGGUGGAGCUGAGGGUAGGGGUAUCGGAAAUAGCAAUCUUCGUUCCGUAGGAAGCCCGACAGACAGUAUGGGUGGUAUGUUUGGAUCUUUUGGUCCUUCUUCUUCUUCUACCACUUCUCCGGCACCAUCGCCUGCUAAAGCAAAGGUAAAAAGAAACAUGAUUGCACCGAAGGAACAGCCUCCUUCUCUGGAACCUGAACCUGAGCCCUCGCCAAUCUUUUUGCAAAACGAAGAAUUUGCUGUGUCAUCAUCAAAGUCCUCUCUUUCACAAGAUCCAAUUUUAACUACUGUCGUUCCAGCUCCAAGGAGGAAGGCUGCUCCAAAAGCAUCACCGCCGCCACCAGAACCAGAACUCGAAACUGAAGUUGAAGCUCAACUCGAGGUCGAGGCCGAUCCUACACCUAUUGCCAAUGAUCCACCCCCAUCUCCCCCGAGACGCAAAGGCCCAGUACAAAAGAGAUAUGUACCUCCGCCAUCGCCUCCUCCACCUCCAAAGAAAUCUAUGGUCUUCUUGGACAUUGAUCCCGCUUAUAAAUAAGCAAGUCGUGUUCUUCAUAAUACGAAAAGUUUCGUUGCACGGCAACUGCGACAUGAGGAGGUUGUUCCAAUGCAUAAUACUGUAAUCCGAUAGAAAUGAACUCUGUACUGACAUUCAUAAUUAGAAUUAAGAGUUGACGAAUGCACAUAUGAAUGACUUCACUCUAGUUCAUUUACUCCUAAGGGGGUAGUAGUAAAUUUCAAUCCAAGUAUAGGCAAAUUCUGCAUUAUUGUUCAAUAUCGAUUAGUAGUACUUUAUGGGUUUGGCAUUGCGUUUCAAGAGAGAUUGUUGUGAUUAGAUAUAUAUCUGCAUUCUUUCUGACCUUUAUAGUCGAUCUACAAAGCCAUCGAAUCCGUCAUACACAACGGCAGCCAAUAGCGUCAAUUAGAAUAAAAAUGGCACCACAGCAGCAACAAAGAAAGUAAAAUAGCCCGAAAGGCGACCAACUCCACUGUCGUCCAUCUCGGUGUCUUCCAUGUGAUCAUGAUCGUGAUCGUGGUCGUUUCCGUGAUCCUUAUGCUUGUGGUCAUCUCCAUGAUCGUCUUCGGCAGGUGCAACUUUUUCGUCCUCUUUGUCUGUCCAAAAUUCGGCUUCACCAGUUUUCCAAUUUACAUUGAACCGAGCACGGUUUGCUCGACCGUGGUAUCCAACAUGGUAGUCAUUUGAAUUCCCCGCCCAGAUCAUCGAGUCCAUUCCGUCCAUGUUGAACUUUUGUCCAUUGAUACUAACAACUUCAAAAGUCAUCGAGGUUGCACAUUCGUUUGUAUGAACCUCCAUUGAGUUUUGCGCGGUGUUGAUUCCUGUUGGCUCAGACCAGUGGCGGAAGGCAGAACCAUGAGGGCUAAUUUUGUACUCCGAAACAAUUGAUCCUUCAGGGUCUGUUUUGGUUGCGAGUAAUGCAGAUUUUUGCUUUGCGAUUUCGAUAGAAAUCUCGUCGCUUCCAGCCGAAGUUAGCCCAGGAACUUCCAAUCCAAAUUGCGGGGUAUAGUUAGUCCCAGGCAGUGCCAUCAAGAUGUUCCCGCCAUUCAUGCCGUUGUGCUUUCCGUCGGGAUCGGCAAAACCUAAUGCCAACCAUCCGAAAACAUCGUUGAAGACAAGUCGACCGUUUACAAUUCCCUGUUCUUCGUCAACAACAGACCACUGAAGAAUAGUUCCGCUGUUCUUCUCUGUUGUCAAAUCGAAGGAAUGGUCGUAAGUGAUGCCAUCGGUAUCAGCAACAAAGGCGUCCCAAGUGGCAUUUGUGCAGAUAACUUCAUUCUUUUGGGCAAUUACAGGGUAGGGGGUCACUUCCUGAGUUGUGUUGCUGCACGCUGGCCAGAAGUCUCCGUGCCUUUCACCGGUUUGGAAUUGACCUCGUGGAUUGAUACACUUCAGCCCAAGAUUUUGUUCCUCGCACAUCUCUUCGGUGAUCUCGUAGUCCGACAACCCCAUGCAUCGGGCCCAGCAGAACAGAGUCCCCUUUUCACAAGCAGAAGGUUCGUUGUGGUUACUCGAGUGCUGUAGAGCUCUCAUGUUCGGUGAGGAACAUCCCAGACCGGCUGGAAUAUAGGCGUCAGGAGUUU